Drosophila novamexicana is the source of this 531-nucleotide messenger RNA. RefSeq names its product cytochrome c oxidase copper chaperone (gene Cox17). The coding region runs from base 123 to 365 and encodes 80 amino acids. Lineage: Eukaryota; Metazoa; Arthropoda; Insecta; Diptera; Drosophilidae. Gene Ontology annotation, cellular component: mitochondrial intermembrane space. The transcript has 3 exons. Gene Ontology annotation, biological process: mitochondrial respiratory chain complex IV assembly. Gene Ontology annotation, molecular function: copper chaperone activity; copper ion binding. The record is from RefSeq and is a predicted model, not a curated record.
UGCGUGCGUGUGUGUGUGAACUUGAAUUGUUAUUUGUGUGCGCCGAUAAAUAGAAUUGUGGUGAAAUAAAGUGCACAUAUAUUUUGAUUUUUUUUGCUCACGCGCAAAUAACACAAAUCACAAUGGGCAGCAAUUCAUCCAAGGGAGUCGGAGUCGUCGAGACCGCUGCAGCGCCCGCGCUCAAGGCCGCAGACACAGCGUCCGCCGCCGGCGGCGGUGACAAGCCCAAAUGCAAAGCCUGCUGUGCCUGUCCCGAAACGAAGCGUGCACGUGAUCAAUGCAUUGUGGAAAACGGCGAGGAGAACUGCACAAAGCUCAUUGAGGCGCACAAGCAGUGCAUGCGCGAUGCUGGCUUCAAUAUCUAAAGCCGGACCUAGGCUGCUGGGCGGUGUGGUCGGAGUACUUAGAUUAAGGCGGCAGCGUUACGCUCUGCGUGGUCGCUGCGUCGAGCUGCUUAUCUAAAAUUACUCUCUCUCUUGUUUCGUUAUAUCUCAAGCUAAUUAUAGUUAAUUUAAUGGAUAAACAUAAACC